UCAUAUUUCGAAAAUAAAUUACAUUCGGCGCGAAAACAUUUGUUCCGCACAAAAACACGAGCAAUUAACGGUUUCACGAUCGUAUGGUUGUUUUCUGAAUUUCGAAUAACUUUUUAAGCAAGUAGGUAUAAAUCCAUUGGUGAGAGUGUAAUGUUUGUAGUUUCUUAGAAUUUUGAGAAACCUUAUCAUCAUGAAGUUUCAUUUGGCGGUAUUAGUCGCUCUGUCAUCUUUACUUUUAAUAAAUGUACAAAACACAUCCACUUACCAGACGAGAGAAAUCCUACCCUCGACUGGAUUAUGGAAUUACCUUCCAGUUUUCGGAAUAUGGGCUCGAAUCGUGCAUUAUUUAGCAGUCGAUUCGGAAGGUUUGGGUAACCAGGUGAAAGACUUGGAUAAAUAUUUCAAAAGUCGUUAUCCGGGUAAAUACGUACCUCUGGUGAACAAAGUGGUUGAAAAGCUUCCCAAAGUGAUCAUAGCUUUCCGCGUUUUGAAAAUCAAGGACAAUCUGCGUAACGUACGAGACCCCAAAACCGGACGUACCCUGGGGGAGGCAAUCGACAUUAUCCAUGAUAUAGGAAACGAUGAAUACGCCGUGAACGAAAUCGCCUCGCGUUUGAAUUUAGUCGACCCUGAUAACAUAUCGAUGGGUGGAUCUACAUCGACUUCCGAUUACGAUUUGAGGACCACCAUAAAAAAUGUUAUACUAGAAAAUCCUAUGCUGAUCGGAGACGUGUUGAAAGAUCCGCAAGUCGUCAACUUUAUUUCCGGCUCUGUUUUGCAAUACCUAGCUAGCAACCAGGUGGUUCACGGAAUCGAAUCUCUACAACAGCUCAUCACCAUUGGUGAAAUCACUCAUCCAAAAAUGUUCCAAGAAGGUACAAACUCGUUAGCUGAUUUACGCGACGAUAAAACCGGAAUGAGCUUAAUCAAGACAUUGGAAGCAUUGGUGAAUAUAAUUGAAAAUCCCAACUUCCCCAAAGAACUGGCUAAAUAUUUGAAUGCCGAAACUGUAGGUUAUUUGCACGAAAAAACUCAAAAAGUCGUAUCGAAAGUCAUCGAGAAAAAAUCCAAUACUCCGAAAACCAGUCCUGAUGCAUCCUCGUCGGGUGAACUGAGUGACGAUCAGAUUCUAGAAGAUGUCAAAAACGAUGUUGCAAAAAUAUCCGCAAAAGAUUUCGUUGGUACUUUAGGUAUGCUGAAUAUUAAGCUAGACGAGCAAACCGCCGAAAGUAUUUUACAAGCGUCGCAAAAUAAUGAACUAGGCAGCAAAGCCAAUGAUUUUUUAAAAGAGUUGGCAGCGGAGAAAGACCUGUCACCUAAAAUAGUAGUUGAGUUUAUAGCUAAAAAAGGUGUCGUCUUAGAAGAACAAUCGGUCAUCGAUGCUGUUCAGUUGAUAUCUUCGUUGAAUUCGGAUUCGUUAUUGACUAUUUUACACGAGGUAGGCUUGAAUUUACCUAAAGAGCAAGUCGAACAGAUGCAGACAAUUGUAAAAGAAUUGAAUGAGGAAUAUAAUAAAAAACAUCCACUCCCAACGAAAAUACUACCUAGUUUCGAUCCAAGCGCAGAAGAUUCCAGAAAAGCUCCUCCCGAAAGCAUUUUUAACCGGAAUGAUGAGGAAAGAGAUGAAGAGUAAUGAUUCAUUUUAAGGAGAAUUUAUUAAGUUAUGUUUAUUUUAUCGUUGCAUGUUUCAAUUAAUUGGGUACCUACCUACCUACCUACCUACCUACCUAAUAUCUAAGCUAAAAAAAAAUUAUCAAUAAGUACGAUAACUUCAUUGAUCCCAAAUAAAGCAUGUUAUAAUAUCUCAAGAUAGAAUGAUUGGAAUAA
Planococcus citri (citrus mealybug) is the source of this 1827-nucleotide messenger RNA. RefSeq lists its product as uncharacterized. The record is from RefSeq and is a predicted model, not a curated record. Bases 191 to 1633 code for a protein of 480 amino acids. The transcript has 2 exons. NCBI's taxonomy places the organism in Eukaryota, Metazoa, Arthropoda, Insecta, Hemiptera, Pseudococcidae.